Alternaria incomplexa is the source of this 2121-nucleotide messenger RNA. RefSeq lists its product as uncharacterized. The record is from RefSeq and is a predicted model, not a curated record. Lineage: Eukaryota; Fungi; Ascomycota; Dothideomycetes; Pleosporales; Pleosporaceae. Bases 1 to 2121 code for a protein of 706 amino acids. Gene Ontology annotation, molecular function: cysteine-type endopeptidase activity. The transcript has a single exon. Gene Ontology annotation, biological process: proteolysis.
AUGGGCAUCGAUGAGUAUGAGGUUCAAGGACAGGAUCAACAUCCAAGGAAAGACACUAGCGGGAACGAAGUCGAAUACAGAAAUCUGCGGGGCUGCGUCAACGAUGUACUCGCUAUUCGGGAAUACCUCCUCCGUACCUUGAAAGUUCCUGCUGGCAAUAUUGAUACACUACUCGCGCCUGUUCCAGGUACCACGAGCCCGUACGAACAGAGCAGUGAGGUUCACAAACUACCGACGUACAAGAAUAUCGUUGGCACCUUACAGAAUCUUGCUCGGACAUCUGCCGCAGGGGAUAUUAUCUACAUCCACUAUUCUGGACACGGAGCGUGUGCUACGACAGUUUUCGAAUCUCUGCGACAGGGCCACGGAAACAUUGAUCAUUGUCUUGUGCCCUGGGAUAUCAAACAGGGUGGCAAAUACCUCAGGGAUCUGGAACUCGGCGCUCUCUUGCAGGACAUCGUUGCAAAGGAUGUGGUCCUUACAGUGGUACUCGACAGUUGCUUCUCCGGCGGUGCGGUGCGGGGUGAAGAUGAUGACGAAGAAGUUGAAGGGGUCCGUGGCGUUCGGGGCACUUACCAGUCGGACCAAGAGAUCGAUGUUCCUGACAACAUGGCUAGAGUGCAACAUUGGGCUGGCAAGGCUUCCUGGCUGGAAUCACCGAGCGGAUUUGUGACUCUCGCUGCCUGCCUUGAUUACCAAAAGGCAAAGGAAUAUCCCUGCAGAACAGCCACCGACAUUUACAGGCACGGGUACCUCUCCUAUUGGCUGUUAGAUACGCUUCGAAACACAUCUACACGGCUGUCUACUCGUGCCAUUUACGAUCGAGUCCGUUCAAAGAUAGCGGAACUGGUGGUCUCCCAAACGCCUUUCAUCAUCGGGGAUAUGCAUCGGUUCUUCUUCGACGAGGCUUUCAGGUCUAGAGUUCAUACCCUCACAGUACUUCAAGUGGAGAAGCAAAGGCAGCAGCUGCGCUUAGAUGGUGGCAGAAUGGAUGCAGUAUACAAACAUUCCGUCUAUGCCAUUCUUCCUCUCCACUUCGACCCCGCAAUGCCGAUAUCAGAAUCAGACAUUCUCGCAAAAGUACGGGUCGAACAAAUGAAAUCGCGAGAGUGCCGUGCUGUCUUUCUUCAGCCACAAAGCAUUACGGAAUCACAAUGGCAAGAGCUUGAAGUUGGAUGCCCAGCCGUAUUGCAAAGCCUACCGCUAGGAGGAACUGCCGGAGUCCGAUUCAUCCCUGCCAAUGGCACCCCAGCUCUCCAAUUUGAACACGACUGGCACCAUAGCCUGAAAGGGAAGGAAAAGCUGUACUUAUCGAAUGACGACGACGCUCAAUUCCAAAUCCAAUUGGAUCAUGACGAUCUCUAUCGGAUUAAGUGCGUUGGGGACAUUUUCCCUGACCAUAUCUCCAAAACGCUGACUUCGCUUACUGGCAAUGAGAGCAUGUCCAAGCUCAUCUCCCGCCUAGAGCACAUAACCCGGUUCAAACUGUUGAAAGGCUUAGAGAAUCCACACAUUCGUCUUGGCAACCUCCCAGACCUGGCCUAUGUCACUCUUGAGCCUUCGCCAAACGGUCGCGAACACGUUGUGGACGAGGACACCGAUGACUCAAUUUGGUUACCUGCAGCUCAGAGCGUGGAACGGCAGCGAGACGGCGUAUAUCGUGUGCAACAAAAGGAAUUGUUCCGUUUUAAAGUCACGAACAAUUCCAAAGAUACCAUCGGUUGCGUCAUCCUGAAUUUCAAUCCUGAAAUGGGAAUUUCGAUCAUGCACUCAAACGUGUUCUACAGUAUUGCGCCCCAUGACCAACUCAAUGUAGAUCUCUUUGUAGAGAUUUCGGAUACCUUGCAGGCUGCUGCAGCACGCGAAAUCCCGAUUGUGGACACGUUCAAGAUAUUCGUAUCUAUGCCAGAGAAAGAUCUGAGCGCGAUGGCGUUACUGAAAUUACGAGUCGCUGAGGAUGAAGGUUACUGGAGAGGAAACGAGUCAGCUGAGGAUCUGGACGAUCUCCUGCAAGAGCUAGCACCUCUUUGUCGCGAUGGUGCAUUUCCCCUUUCAAAACAGCCAAAGAUGGACGACGAUUGGCAAACAUUUGAUUUCCAUGUUCAGGCGCUGGUACAAUAG